Messenger RNA from Yarrowia lipolytica CLIB122, 1017 nucleotides. RefSeq lists its product as uncharacterized. Lineage: Eukaryota; Fungi; Ascomycota; Dipodascomycetes; Dipodascales. The record is from RefSeq and is a predicted model, not a curated record. Gene Ontology annotation, biological process: transmembrane transport; adenine nucleotide transport. Gene Ontology annotation, molecular function: nucleotide transmembrane transporter activity.
AUGUCGCUCAAGGAACAAGUGCCCAUGUUGCACUCGGUCCGUGAGUUUUUCGGCCAGCCCACCGUGGCCUCCUUUUGCGCUGGAGGAGUCGCUGGAGCCGUCUCCCGAACCGUCGUGUCCCCCCUGGAGCGGAUGAAAAUCAUCUUUCAGGUCCAGAGCGCCGGUCCUGGAGGCGCACCGUACCAGGGCGUCAUCCCCACGCUGUCCAAAAUGUGGCGCGAGGAGGGCUGGCGCGGCUUCAUGCGAGGAAACGGAACAAACUGCAUCCGGAUCGUGCCCUACUCGGCCGUCCAGUUCUCCUCCUACACCAUCUACAAAAAGCUGCUGUUCCCCGACCAGGAUGGAACGACCCUGGGAGCAACAACGGCCGAGGGCGUGCAGUCGUCCUUCAGCUCCAAAUUCAACAUGGACGCUCUGCGACGUCUGACGGCAGGAGGUUUGGCGGGUAUCACUUCUGUGUUUGCAACCUACCCCCUGGACAUUGUGCGAACGCGUCUGUCGAUCCAGACCGCUGAUAUCGGCACCUUCGCCAACCGAAACGUCAAGCCCCCCGGAAUGUGGCAGGUCAUGUGCGAAAUCUACCGAAACGAAGGUGGUUUCCGAGCUCUGUAUCGAGGUAUCAUCCCCACCACCAUGGGAGUGGCUCCUUAUGUCGGUCUCAACUUUGCCGUGUACGAACUCUUCAGAGACGUGGUGACGCCCGUGGGACAGAAGGACCCCUCAGCUGGAGGAAAGCUGCUGGCAGGAGCCAUCUCUGGAGCCGUGGCCCAGACCGUCACAUAUCCGUUCGACGUGCUGCGAAGACGGUUCCAGGUGGUAGCCAUGCCGGACCCCAAGCUCAAGGAGAUGCAGGGCAACUACACCAGUGUUUGGAGCGCCAUUAAGUCCAUCAUUCGAGCAGAGGGAAUCAAGGGAAUGUAUAAGGGUCUGUCGGCCAACCUGCUGAAGGUGGCGCCCUCCAUGGCCUCGUCGUGGCUGUCCUACGAGCUCGUCAAGGACGCCCUGCUCAUCAAAUAG